Molecule: messenger RNA, 2106 nt
Organism: Hibiscus syriacus
Lineage: Eukaryota; Viridiplantae; Streptophyta; Magnoliopsida; Malvales; Malvaceae
Exons: 6
Coding region: 1-2106 (701 amino acids)
Source: RefSeq, a predicted model, not a curated record
AUGGCGAUCAAAAGCGGGAAGCUAGACGGGGGAGAAUCUAGCCGAAAACCUCUAGCAAGAAUGAAUGAUAAUGAGGUUAGUAAUGUGAAGAAAUAUAAUUCUAAUAACAUUACAGUAUCCCGACCUCAAGCCACCACAUCGUCUGCACUAAAUCCUGUUAAGCAAGGGGUGAAAGAACCAAGACAAGAAAGAGAAAUGGUUCAAUUUGACCCCAUCCCUAUGACCUAUAAAGAACUAUUCCAGAUCUUAUUAAGGCAAAGAAAUGUCAUCAACUUCGGUGAUAGCGAGCAGCCUAAUGUGGCUCAGAAUCCACUACCGAACCAUGUAGGGGUAGGGGUUAAUGCUGUUAUUGAAGAAAGAGGGAAUGAAGUUAUAAUCAGAGUCAAUGAAGUGAAGUCACCUAUGCAUUGGUUAUGGGGGCAAAUGGUCAAAUUAGGCUGGUUGACCUUUAAUGAUGAGGGGAAUAAGCAUGCUUGCCCCUACCACCGUUGCGAGGAUCAUGUUAUUCAAUAUUGUGAUGAGUUCAAGGCCUUGGUUCAAAGGCUGAUGGAUAGUAAAGACAUGGAAUUUUACAAUGAAGCUAAGAAAGAGAAAGAUGUAGAGAUUUUCACUUCCGAAGGCACAUCCAAUGGACUUUACAAUACUAACUGCCCUUUAGUCAUCACAUCGAAAGCUUGGACUAUAGAAAAGACAACAAGCAGUGAUCUUGAGAAAAGAGCAGCCGUUGAUAAAGGGGAAAGGGUUGAGAUAUUGCUGAAAGAUGAUGAGCCAACAAUUAAGGAGCCAGUAACGGAGAACGAGGCUGUGGAGUUUUUAAAUUUUUUGAAGCAUAGCGAGUACAUCAUCGUCGAACAACUACACAAGUUGCCAGCUCGUAUCUCGAUCCUGGCUCUACUAUUAAGUUCUAAGGCACAUCGAAAUGCCUUGCUGAAAGUCUUGAAUCAGAAUUUCGUACCGAAAGAUGUGCUAGUAGAAAAGAUAGAUCGACUGGUUGCAAAUAUUCAGGCGGAUAACUUCAUCUCUUUCUCUGAUGACGAGAUCCCAUCCGGAAUGAUGGGCAACCCCAAAGCCAUGCACAUUACCAUCAGGUGCAAGGGACAUGUGUUAUCACGAGUACUGAUCGACAACGGCUCUGCCCUAAAUAUGAUGCCAUUAAUAACCUUGAAGAAACUCCCGGUCGAUAGUACACAAAUGAGAAAUUGCCAAAGCAUUGUUCGAGCUUUCGAUAGAACAAAGAAGGAGGUACUGGGGAAGAUCGAUAUUCCUUUAACCAUAGGACCAUCAACCUAUGAGGUUGAAUUCCUUGUAAUGGAUAUAAUGCCCUCCUAUAACUGUUUGUUAGGAAGGCAUUGGAUCCACCAGACAGGAGCCGUGCCAUCCACUCUGCAUCAGAAACUCAAAUUUGUAAUUGAGGGGAGACUGGUAUGCCUUAAUGCCGAGGAAGAUAUCAUUGCUUCCAUAUCUACUACUGCCCCAAAGAAAAUUCCAAAGCCAAGGUUGUCCAACUGUACCAAAAUGGAACUGAAAAUGACUCUGGGAAGAGGAGCCAAGGUUGGGAGAGGGCUUGGAAGUCGCUUACAGGGAAAUAUUAGUCCAGUUUUUCCCAAUAUUAAGCGAGAUCAUUUUGGUCUGGGAUAUCGUCCGACCUUAAAAGAAAAGUUGAAAAAUGGGGCCCGAUCAUCUAAAGAGCCUGUUAUUGAAAAUGCCCUGAGGGAUUUGGGUAUAAAUGUGAUAUCGGAGGAAGGAAUCGAAGAUGGAAUGGCUAUGGGCAUAUACCCUGCACCACCAGGCUUUGUGCUAAACAAUUGGACUGCAGAAGAAUUACAUGUAGUUUACAAAAUUGUUUCAGAGACCUCCGGUAUUAAUAGUAUGAAUGUUGAUGACUCUGACCUGAAGAUAAAUAUAGAGCUACCCAUAUGUCAAGGGGAAAUUGGAGGUUAUGAUAGUGAUGAGGUAAGCGACUUACCUUCUGAACUACUGAAAAUGGUAGAGAAAGAAGAUAAACAAAUUCUACUUCAUGAAGAGCCCAUUGAUAUCUUGAAUCUAGGAUCAGAGGAAGAUAAAAAGGAGAUAAAAAUUGGCACCAUCAUAUCUGCUGAGGGAUGA